Molecule: messenger RNA, 1320 nt
Organism: Nematocida homosporus
Lineage: Eukaryota; Fungi; Microsporidia
Product: asparaginyl-tRNA synthetase
Exons: 1
Coding region: 1-1320 (439 amino acids)
Biological process (GO): asparaginyl-tRNA aminoacylation
Cellular component (GO): cytoplasm
Molecular function (GO): ATP binding; asparagine-tRNA ligase activity
Source: RefSeq, a predicted model, not a curated record
AUGGAAACAGCUACACCACUUAUUCUACAAAUUAGAGAUAUAACUGAACAAUCAAUUGGUCAACGUGUCCAAUUCAAAGGUUGGGCUAGAAUGGUCCAUGAAGUCGGUAAAAAGACCUUUUUCACUGUCUAUUCAGGUGGUUAUUUAGUCAAAUGCAUUUACAAGGCCACUGAAGAACGGUUGCAUUUAACCAAACAUACUUCUGUUGUUGUUACUGGCACUGUUAAGGCCAACUUUACUAAAGACCAAUUCCCAUGUGAAGUAGACGUAGAAACUUGUGAAAUCUUUGGGGGUAAAGUUGCGCCCGGCUUUGAGAUUAGCAAAGACACUAGUGAAUCUAUUAUGUGGGACCAUGCCCAUCUUUUAAUACGUGAGCCUGAAAGAGCUGCUGUGCUUUUAGCCCGAGCUGAACUCUUAAAGAUUAUACGGGAGUACUACAACCAAUCUGAGUACGUUGAAAUUACUCCUCCAACUUUAGUGCAAACUCAAGUGGAAGGGGGCAGUACUCUUUUUGAACUAGAUUACUUUAACGAACCGGCUUUUCUUACUCAGAGCUCACAACUCUACCUAGAGACAGUUGUGCCUGUUUUUGACAAGUCUUACUGCAUUGCUUCUUCCUACCGAGCUGAGAAGAGUAGCACUCGGCGCCAUCUUAGUGAGUACACCCAUAUUGAAGCUGAACUGGCUUGGAUUGAGUUUGAUCAAUUAUUAGAUAGUAUUGAAGAGUUACUUAUCUCCAUUAUUAGCGGGUUCAACAUUCGAUGUCUUCCCAUCAUCAAAAGAUUUGGUUUAGAGGCUAAAGUGUUCCCAGUUCCUGAUAAGGGAUUCCCAAGAGUAACUCAUCGGGAGGCCAUUGAUAUUCUACGAGCUAGUGGCAAGUUUAUGAAAGACGAUGGUAGUCAGUACACUUACGACGAUGACAUUCCCGAUUUGCCAGAAAGAUACAUUUGCCAGCACGUGGGACAGGGCAAGCCCGUGUUUAUGACCCAUUUCCCAGCCCACUUAAAGAGUUUCUAUAUGGCUAAAGAUGCAGAUGGUACUACCUUGAGUUGUGACCUUCUUUUCCCCGAGGUUGGUGAAAUCGUAGGAGGAUCCAUGAGGAUACAUAACUACGACGAACUGGUGGCUGGCUUUGAAAGGGAGAACAUUUCCCCGGCUCCAUACACGUUCUAUACUGACCAAGCUUUAUAUGGACCUUGUCCACAUGGCGGGUACGGACUUGGAUUUGAGAGAAUCAUUAUGGGUCUACUCCCUGAGCUGGUGAGUAAAGUAAGAUUUGCCUGUCUCUAUCCUCGUUUCCUGGGCCGGUGCACUCCUUAA